AUGAGCGACACGAAGUGGGGCUUCGACACGAACUACGGUCAUCGGACGUUGCCCUUCAAAUGGCAAUCUUCUAACGGCUUCCACUUCUAUGAGGACAGCCCCCUCACAAAGAAGAACUUCCGCCCAGCGCACUUGCCAGCACUCAGAUCCGACUUCCUCCCAAUGGGCACCCAUUAUGGGGAGAGAUCGCAGAACCCUCGCUGGGCAAUGUCCAGCUAUGGAUGUCACAGGAACCUUGUUUGGGAUGACUCGCUUCGAAUGCCUCGCAAUCCAUUUCCCGGGAAGCCAUCCAGAGAGAUGUCGUACAUCAAGGAGCCCUCGCCCGAAGGCCUUGUCUCGACGCCUCGCCGCUUGGCGCAGUGGGACAUGCAGCGACUGGCGCGUGGAUCCGGGACACCUCUGAAGAAGCCGAUGACGCCAUUGCUUCCAGGCUUGCCGGAAGUGAAAAAGCUCGCCAUGCAAGCAGAGCAGGAACUGUCCACCGCCCUUGACAAACUUCAGGAGGAGAUCCCUGCCUCCGUGGAUCCACCAAAACGCAUCCCACCGAGUGAGAGCAUUUUUGCUUGA
Symbiodinium pilosum is the source of this 567-nucleotide messenger RNA. Lineage: Eukaryota; Dinophyceae; Suessiales; Symbiodiniaceae. The record is from the annotation of a GenBank genome assembly.